Brachypodium distachyon (stiff brome) is the source of this 855-nucleotide messenger RNA. RefSeq names its product heavy metal-associated isoprenylated plant protein 39. Lineage: Eukaryota; Viridiplantae; Streptophyta; Magnoliopsida; Poales; Poaceae. Gene Ontology annotation, molecular function: metal ion binding. The record is from RefSeq and is a predicted model, not a curated record. The coding region runs from base 179 to 592 and encodes 137 amino acids. The transcript is spliced from 3 exons.
CGUCCACAGUUGCUUUUCCGGCCAUUCUAAUCCCGCUUUCACCUCCUCCUCCUCGGCGCCAUCAUUCCCUCCUUCCACUUCACUCCACUCGCCGAGCUCUUACUGCGUGCGAAGCUAGCUAGCCGCCGGCUGGCGUGUGGUGCUCUUCUCUACUCUGCUCUGCUCGCACCUCGGGGACAUGUCGAAGAAAAUCGUGGUGAAGCUGGAGUUGCACGACAACAAGGACAAGCAGAAGGCCUUGAAGGCCGUGUCGGCGCUCGUCGGCAUCGACGCGCUGUCCAUGGACAUGGCGGCUCGAAAGAUGACGGUGGUGGGCAUGGUGAAUCCGGUGGAGGUGGUGAGCAAGCUGCGCAAGGCGUGGGCGGCGUCCAUCGACUCCGUCGGCCCGGCCAAGGAGCCCGAGAAGGAAGGCGAGGACAAGAAGGACGGCGACGGUGAGAAGAAGCCUGCGCCGAUGACGGCGGAGCAGCAGCAGCAGCUCGUGGCCGAGCUCAUGAACCAGUACAGAUCGGCUUAUUACAAUCCGUACAUGAACACCCACUACGUCGUGCAGAGCAUGGAGGAGAACCCCAACUCCUGCACCAUCUGCUAAUCAAGAGCUCAAUAUAUGUUCGUGACAUAGAAAAAGAAGCCGCCAGCAGCUAUCUGGUUCUGUUGCGGCGUGUGCGUCGCCGGAGUCUCACGUAUGACGGUAUGAUCAGGGUGGAUCGGUGGACAUGCAUGGUGAAACUUUGCUACAGUAUAUGGGAUAAAUAUAACUGUAAUGAUGUGUGACUGCAAUUUUUGGUUUUGUCAUAUACUCAUAUGUAUGUACGUACAUUAUUCCCUUAAAAAACUACGUAUUCAGAUUAAGAA